AUUAGUUUAAGCAAGCCAUGCCCCCUCUCCAUAUAGAGCCAAGCGUGAGCUUAAUUGCAACCCCGCUAAAACUUUUCGUCUUUUCGGGUGGCGGAUGCAUUUUUGACAUUUUUUUUUGCUUUGCACAACACAAUCAACCCAAAAAAAAGCGAAAAUGGCCAAGGAUAAGAAGCAAAAGAAGGAGAAGGUUGCCGCUACUGCUGCUUCCAUGGACGUCGAUCAGGACACCGAAGACGAAUCACCAAAAUUCAUCUCACCCAUCGCACACCCAUUGGCCGAAAAGAAAUUGUCCAAGAAAUUGUUCAAGACUGUCAAGAAGGCCAGCAAAGUAAAGCACAUUCGUCGCGGUGUCAAGGAAGUUGGAAAGGCUAUCCGUAAAGGCGAGAAGGGUCUGGUCCUGAUUGCUGGUGACAUUUCGCCCAUGGACGUGAUUGCCCACUUUCCUGUGUUUUGCGAAGAUCACGAUAUUCCAUAUAUCUUCGUUCCCUCCAAGCAGAAGCUUGGAGAAGCUAGCCACACCAAGCGUCCUACAUCGGUGACGAUGAUUGUUUUCGGUGGCAAGAACAAGGAUGAGAAGGCUGCUGCGGAUUACAAGGAAUUGUAUGACGAGUGCGUCGCUACGACCAAGGACCUUUACGAAAAACUGGUGUAUUAAAAAAAAUUAAAGAGAUUACGAUUUCUGGUUUUUUUUUACCCUUUCCAUCAAAGUAUUUACUUAAUAACGCCUUUUAGUAACAAAACAAGACAUCUUGCAUAUCGAUCUUCCCUUGUGUUUCUUUUUCUUUCUUUUCAUUUUUCUUGCUUAUUUCACCAAAAAGUCGCUCGCAUUCUUCAUGUAAAGAAUAAAACGUUCUGUUCAUAGUCCAUGUAUUUAGAAAAAUGU
Molecule: messenger RNA, 883 nt
Organism: Zychaea mexicana
Lineage: Eukaryota; Fungi; Mucoromycota; Mucoromycetes; Mucorales; Lichtheimiaceae
Product: RNA-binding protein Nhp2
Exons: 3
Coding region: 155-655 (166 amino acids)
Biological process (GO): snRNA pseudouridine synthesis; rRNA pseudouridine synthesis; ribosome biogenesis
Cellular component (GO): nucleolus; box H/ACA snoRNP complex
Molecular function (GO): box H/ACA snoRNA binding
Source: RefSeq, a predicted model, not a curated record